This is a messenger RNA of Loxodonta africana (African savanna elephant), 15938 nucleotides long. It is a transcript of the gene METTL15, whose product is annotated as methyltransferase 15, mitochondrial 12S rRNA N4-cytidine. Gene Ontology annotation, molecular function: rRNA (cytosine-N4-)-methyltransferase activity. Bases 2465 to 3685 code for a protein of 406 amino acids. The record is from RefSeq and is a predicted model, not a curated record. Gene Ontology annotation, biological process: rRNA base methylation. The transcript has 6 exons. NCBI's taxonomy places the organism in Eukaryota, Metazoa, Chordata, Mammalia, Proboscidea, Elephantidae.
UUUCCGGAGGCGGUGGCCGGAGUGGGAGGGGCUAGGCUGGAGCUGCUGGUUGGAGGCAGCCCCCCCGGGAUCAUCAGUGAGCCUGCAGACUUGUGGGUGCAGGGUCCGGUCUCUGGGUUCAGGGUGUGAGUCAGACGUGUGCGGGUGGAGGUUGGCGUGUGCCCUCUGCUAGGGGGUGAGGCAGAGGCUAUUGGUUAUGGGCUAAUGGGCUCUGGGUGUUUAUAUUCUCCUUUUCCCUCUGAAUAGUGAGGCCUCAAAGACGUCCCAUGAUCUGGAAAGUGUAGGACCCUGUUCCUUCCAGCCAGGUUCACCUGGGUAGAAAUGAGUUCUCUUCACUUUAUUUGGAAGUCCAAGGCUUUUGAUUGGAGCCCCCAGGUUUCAUUUCUGAGGACUCCCAAGCCUACUUCUUUUAGUGCUGACUGAGAAACUUUGGUGUUUGACUGUUUUACUUCUUUCUAAUGAUGGCAUUACGAAAUAAAAUCCUUUAAAGAUGUUAGCCUUUUUCAUUAUUGGAUGAAGGGUUUUUUUUUUUUUUUUAAGUCCCAGGGUGUAGGUAGCUAUGUUACUUAAAAAUGUACACUUUAAAAAGAGAGAAAAAUACCUGGAAAAUAUGUUUGCUUUGUUAAGAUGACUCAUUUUUAUUUGUUAGAAAAUUUUUAAUAGUACGACCUGAAUUUCAUUUUUCUUAUUUAUAUUAUUAUUGGAAACUCUGGUGACGUAGUGGUUAAGUGCUACGGCUGCUAACCAAAGGGUCGGCAGUUAGAAUCCACCAGGCACUCCUUGGAAACUCAAUGGGGCAGUUCUACUCUGUCCUAUAGGGUCGCUAUGAGUUGGAAUCGACUCGACGGCACUGGGUUUGGUUUGGUUUUGGAUAUUAUUAUUACUGUAUUCAUUCAUUCAGUGAAAUUAUUGACUGAGCCUAUUAUGUACGCGCUACGCACUUUUGUAGAUUUUAGGGACAUGAUAGUACACAAUAUCAAAAUCCCCACCCUCUUGGAGUUCGUAUUCUGAAAAUUGAUUAUCACUGUAUAAAUAGGGUUGCAAAACACUCAUGCAGAGUAUUAGAAAUAAAAUAGUGUGUGGGAACCCCCAAGAUAAAUGACAUUUAUUUCUUAUUGAAUGUCAUUUGGAAGCACUGUGAAUUGAAUAUGGUGCAUGUUAUAUGAUUGUUUUUGAACACUGGAUAGAGCCUCAAUAAAGCUAUUACUCUGUAGUUGUAUUACAUGUAUCACUACUCUUUGGUUGUAUUACAUGUAUCUUAACUAAUGUAAUAGUUAUCUGUGUAGUUUGGGGUUUGGUAAUAAAAUCGAGAAACCUUUUUAUUUUAACUCAAUAUGCACUCACUGUAUAGUACUUUGUUGCCUUUGAUUUCCAGGCGUUUUAUUAAUCACUUUACAAAUGAUAUUUAAUUCUCAAAACAGUCCAUGAGAUGUAGGUGCUGUUAUCUUCAUUUUACUGAGGAAGAAGUUGAAAUUUUCAGUUAAUCCUUAAAGGAAAACAUUUGAGUUGUACAAACCAGCCAUUUCAGAGUUGAAUCAUUUGUCUCUGAAAUACAUUUUAUAUUAAGAGCCAUUAAAAUAAUAUCUUCACCCGGCCUGAACAUGUGCAGAUCUUACCAAUUUUUUUGUAAAAUUUCAUUAAUCAUUGGUAAAUAAUAGAAGUCUUUUAAAUUUUCUAAUUUUUGAUGCCUACAUUGUAUGAUAAGGUUUACUAGUCUCACAGAUGUUUCUACACCUGAACCAAGUACUUGCUUUACAUUGAAAUUUAAAUCCCAUUUUACACUUGCCAUUUAGCAGAGUUCAGAGGGUGAGGUAUGGACUCUUAAGAAAUUGUACAUAUAGUUAAAGCAGAGCAAUUCUGACAUUACAACCAAAGCUGUUUCUCUUGUCAGCUGACUUGUUAACUUGGCAAGAUAUGAAGGUGACCUAACAGACAGGAUUAGAGAAUGGCUUAUUUUGUAAUGAAAUGGAGGAAAAAGAACAAAAACUUCUGAAACAAGUAUAGCUACGGAGACAGAAAUGCCCACAUUUUAUUAGAAAUUGGAACAUAAAACAGUGUUGCUAGAACAUCGAAAUUGAACAUAAGUUCUUAGCAAACUGAAGAGAGUAGAAAUUAGGUAUAAAAAUGGAGCGAGAUUUAAAGUUUCCUCAGACAUUAAGACAACAGCAACAACAUAAAAACGGUAAAGGUGAAUUUAAACGUGGAAAUGGUGGGAUCUUAUUUAUGUUCUCAGGAACUACGUUUGGAAACCCCAGCACCUGCAAGACAGCUGGGCACUGGAAGCAGCGGAACGAAAGACAGACGGUCCUCAGUUGCUGGGGCGGACGUGGGCCCAAUUUGUCCGUCGUCGCCAAGUUUCCCCCAGGGCUGGGAUCUAGGCGUGCGGCAAGUUUAGGUUCUUCGACCUCGUUGUGACCGUCACUGGCCUGAGUCAGAGGCCGAUUCAGAUUUGUUGACCUACGGAAUGCUGCGUUACGCAUACUUUUGUAGAUUCUAUAAAGAAUUUUUUUCAUGCUGGUUGGAAUCUGGCAUGCUUAAUUUAGGCACCUGGCCAAAAAGUAUGCAUACUACAGCAGAAGGAUAUAACGAAUAUGAAGCCCAUGAGCAAACAUGCAAAACUGGAGCUCAGGAGUUACAGCUGAGUCACGAUGGAGAUUCUGAAGCUGUAGCUAAAUUACAUAUUCCGGUAAUGGUGGAUGAAGUUGUUCAGUGUUUGGCACCACAAAAAGGGCAGAUUUUUCUAGAUAUGACAUUUGGUUCGGGAGGACACACAAGAGCCAUUCUACACAAGGAGUCAGAUAUUACUGUGUAUGCUCUAGACAGAGACCCUACAGCUUAUGCAAUAGCUGAACAACUUUCAGAAUCAUAUCCUAAACGGGUCCAAGCUAUGCUAGGCCAGUUCAGCCAGGCAGAAGCCUUAUUAAUGAAAGCUGGAGUGCAGCCAGGGUCUUUGGAUGGAGUUCUUUUGGAUCUUGGGUGUUCCUCCAUGCAACUUGAUGCUCCUGAAAGAGGUUUUUCCCUUCGAAAGGACGGCCCCUUGGACAUGAGGAUGGAUGGUGGCAGAUACCCUGACAUGCCCACCGCUGCUGAUGUUGUGAACGCUUUAGAUCAACACGCACUUGCAUCCAUCCUGAGAAAAUACGGGGAAGAGAGGCACGCCAAGAAAAUUGCUUCAGCAAUCGUUCAGGCACGCAGCAUCUACCCUAUCACCAGAACCCAGCAGCUUGCCAGCAUCGUCGCAGGUGCAUUUCCUGCUUCUGCUAUGUAUGCACGAAAAGACUUGCUUCAGCGAUCUACUCAUGUCGCUACGAAGACUUUCCAAGCUUUUCGCAUAUUUGUGAACAAUGAGCUCAAUGAACUCUACACAGGACUGAAGACAGCUCAGAAGUUUUUGAGACCUGGUGGUCGCCUUGUUGCUCUCUCUUUCCAUUCACUAGAAGAUCGCAUAGUCAAACGAUUCUUACUUGGGAUAAACAUGACAGAAAGGUUUAACCUAAGUGUUAGACAAAAGGUGUUAAAAUCAUCACAGCUGGGUUCAGAUCAAGAAAACAAGGAAGGUGUCUCUAUAAGGGCCCCUUUAAUGUGGGAAUUGAUACACAAGAAGGUGCUUACUCCAGAAGAUCAGGAUGUACAGGACAACCCCAGAGGGCGCUCAGCAAAACUCAGAGCAGCUAUCAAAUUAUGAGAAAAAAGUUAUCAUAGUCUGACCCUUCAAAUUUUUCUGACAAUUUCUUUCAUCUUCGUAUGUGAUCUCACUGAAAAGCUUACCAUACAAAGGUGUGGCAAAAUCUGGAAAUUGACAGUAUUUAGCGUUAUUUUUUUCUUCAAAAGGAAAUAGUAACAUGACAAUGAAAGUUCAACUCAGCAUCAUUUCAAAACUGCAAAAAAGUGUUUAUCUUAUUACAUUUUACCAGUGAAAUGCAGUUGUUUCUCUGACUAGGAAAUUUAAAAAUAAAUAGAAACUAUGGUGUGUUUUUGUUACCUAAAUAUGUAAACUCAAGCUGUCAAAAAACAGUGAUAGUAUAAUCAUAUUUGCAUUUCCUAGAUUCUUUACUUAGUUAUUCAAAUUUUCAACAGACUUUGUAUGGCUCACCUAAUAGUAAUUAUGGGAUGAAUUUUAAUUUAAUUGGGAGUAAUUAAUUAUAGGCAUUAUACAAUGUUAAAAUUUUUAUUUUAAAAAUGCAUUCUAGAGAUAAAUAUCAUUGUCAAGAGUAUAAUAUUCAUUAUUUUAAAGACAUUUUUCAGUAUAAUGUGUACUAUGGUGUUUUUGUUUGUUUUUUGCGAGGGAAAAAUGUAGAAUUACUUUAACAGCCUUCACAGAUAAUUGUUUCACAAAACUUAUAUUUAAAGUCAAUUGUGUUUAUUAUAAUAGCCCAAAAUGCCUUUGAUGAAUAAUAAAACCUAUCAUUUGAAUCCUGCAUUUUUAACUGAGCUAUUUUUAUUCAGAAUAACUCAGCCAAGUCUAUUUGAAAUAAAAGUACUAUCUGAUUUAUCCAAUAUAUUAAAAGCAGUGCACUCUUAAUGUUUUUAUUUACAUUAGUAGCUAUAAUAAGGGUAAAAGUUUAUUCAGGAGAGGUUCACUUGGUAGAGGAUAUUUUAACAAAUAAUGAUAUUAAUUCACAAUUCACAUAUCAACUCUUUAUAUGUAAGUAAGUAUUCCUAAUUUAUGCAGCAACUACUAAACUAGACACUAGAGAAACAAAAAAAAAAGGUAAGUUAAAUACUAAUGGCCCACAGCACCUGUCCUUAUGGAGUUUAUUGUCAAAUAGAGUUAAGUAAUCACAAAAAUAAAUAUAAAAUUGAUACAGCGUUAUGUGCUAAAAAGCAGUACGUGGUACCAUAAGAGCAUCUAAAAGAAUUUGGUCUGGCGAAGGAACCCAGGUCUGACAAAGUUGUGCCUGAUUUACAACCUGAAGGAGAGUAGGAGUUAAUUAGCAAAGGAUGCGUGGGGUAGAGGGAACUUGAUGAUUAAGGGUACACACAAAUGUUUAUUCUCUUAGGUUGUUGUUCUUAAAAUUGUACUUACACUAUUAACUUUCUCAGUAAGCUAUUUCUUCAAAUACAACAAACUCAUCUUUUUUUAUUAUGAUUAUAAAUUCUGAAUCCAAGUGAAUGAAAUUUAGUAUAACUAUGUGGGUGAAAUUAUUUUGGCAGUCCGGUAGCUAUACCACGGACUGCUAAAAGAAUGAUCAAGUCCCAAAUCCAUGGGUCAGGUUGGAGGCUUGUCCCGACUCAUAGCUGCAGGGGCUGGUGAACCCAAGAUCAGACCUCAGAGGCUGACAAAUCCCAAGAUUGGCAGUUAAGCUUCUAGCUCAAGUCCCAAGAACCAAAGUCAAAUGAACAGGACCCAGAUGCAGGACCCAGAGUAACCAAAAAGCCAAGGAGCCUUGCCAGAAAGCCCACCUAUACUGGAUGCAGGCUACACCCCCCAAAAAAACCCUUUCAACUAAUUGGCUACUCACAGCAGAUCCCAUCUUGCAAGUGAUCACAUUAUAUCAGAUCUCAUCAUGGAGGUGAUUGCAUCAUUAUAUGACUGCCAAACUACAUCAUAACUGCCAAAGCACUGAGAAUCAUGGCCUAGUCAAGCUGACACAUGACCUUAACCAUCACAAGGACCAAUGAAAAUGAAGAGAAGACCCUCAAUGAGAUGGAUUGACACAAUAGCCACAACAAUGAACUCAAACAUACCAACAAUCAUGAAGAUGACACAGGAUUGGGCAACAUUUUAUUCUGUUAUAUAUAAGGUCGCCAUAAGUCAGAGGCGACUUGGAGGCAACUAACAACAAUAUAUGGGCAAAAUAGGUAAGAGUUAAAUACUUAAAUUUACCUCAAACUUGUUACUUAACUCCCAUCGUAGUAUUUAAUUUUAGUUCCCAAGCUUGUUUACCACUUUUACUUUACAGGCUUUAUUCGAAUCUGAACAAUCCUAUUGUGAAAUCAGAAUUAGAAAAAAUUUCUGGGGACAGUGUGCUCAAAAUGGAAAUGAGAAUGCCCAGGUCAGUCCCCUACAUUCUACUGAAGAACUGUGUAAGUUUCUUUUUCCAUGAAAGACAUAUUUGUGAAUGUGACUGAGAGAUCUCCAAAGGUAGGUUCCCAUCUAAGAAUAUGAUUAGAAAAUAAAAGCCUCACACCAUUAUAUAUUCAACAAUUAUUUGUUUAGUUCAUCAUUUUUGUAUUCUGUAUAAGAUGGAAAUUUCUUCUUCAAUGUCAAGUGGAAACAGAGAAAAAAAAUCUUGAAUAAUAUGCAGGAGAAAAAUCCUCCUUCAAAAGACAAAAUAGUUAUUUUAAAAUGUUUUGGCCUAAAAAAAUAGUAACUUUUCUGUAAUUAAGCUGCUUAUCACAAUAAUUCUUGCCUACUUCUUAGUCUUGCUGUAGGAUGCAUAAUAAAACAAGGAAUGAGUUUUAAAUGGUUAACUCUGGAGAAACAUUUAGGGCGAUUCAAAAAAUAUACAUAGAAAAUAAAAACCAAUUGUUACAAUGGAUAUGUGUUGCUUUUCUGAGACAAAGCAUAAAGAAUAUAAAACAAGCAAUUGGUUUAUGUUUCUGCAUCUCCCUAUGACUGCCUUGCUCUACAAAUCGUUUUAACACAGCAUCUUAACAAUUUUCAGCUCAUCGCUUCCUAAGAAACGAUGAAAUUUAAUAACGUAAUUUUUAGCUGAUACUCCUAUUUUAUACAUUCAUAUUGUUUUUAAAAUUGUCCACUAGUGACCAAGAAAUCUUCUCUUUGGAGUUUCUAGGGUUUUUUGAUAAUAUAUCUAUACAUCUGCUCUUUUCAUGUAAUAUAUGAUACAUGAUUUCUGCGUAAAUUCAUUAGUUUUUUUAACUUAGUGCAUAAGUUUAUUAGUUUUUGAAUUAUCUAAUAUCUCUUAAUAUUAUCUGUCAGUAUUUCAAAAACAUAUUUUCUUUAGUCUUUACAGAGUAUUGUGUAUCUUCAGAGUUUUUUAAUUCUUUUUAAUUUUUGUUUUUAAAUAGGAAGCAAAGAUAAUGAUGACUCUGCUGCAGAUUUAAAAAAUAAUUUUAAUUUCAUUUGAAAUGCCUGAUACAAAAAGUAUGAGACAGUUCUUAAUAGAAAAUUAAAUACAUGCAACUAAAACAAAAUUUGUAUCAUCACUUUCAUUUGAGUAAAAAAUUAUAUAUGUAUAUAUUCAUUCAACAGGCACAUAUUAAAGGCUUACCAUUUCUUUCUUCUUUCUUCUCUCCUUCUAUUUAUAAUUUUUUCCCUUCCCUUUCUGUGUUCAUGCUGAAAUGUGAAUUUCUUAUACCAACUGAGGUGAUGUUAAUUUAUGUUUCAACUUUAGAAAAAGAAAUGUUAGGCCAUACUGGCAUGUACUAUCAUGUGAACUAAACUGUACCUGUUAAGAUUGUUGUAAAUAGAUAAAUAUUAACUAAGAACUGCUACUUGUUGGAAGUUCUGCAAUAUUUAUUUUAAUGCAGCUAUUUUCUUAUUUUUUAUAAAUUGCUGUAGUAAUCUAACAGGUGUUUUUUGUAUAAGCAACACUCUAUAAUGGAAAGGAAUAAGCAUUAAUAUAUAAAGGAAUUCUGUGAGGUAUUUAAUAAGUAUAAAUUUAGUGAGAGAAAUCCUGAUCAGAGAUAUAUUUUUCUCAGAACCACAAUGCCAUAUGUUUGAUGCUGAGUGAAGCGUGGUUUGUAAAAAUUACCAUCAUAUUUUAAAGAGGCUAGGUUGUCUAAUAAGCAAACUAUUUUUAUAUUAUCUUCUGACAUUUCAUUUGUUUAUAGCUACUAUUUCCAGCUAGUGUUUGAUAACACACAGGAUGAUCUGUAGGUAUGCUAAGAAAAAGUUUAAAUUAUUUUUAACAGUGUAGUUAGCAUAAAUUUUCAGAAACAUUAAAAGAUAUUUCAAUAGAAUUGAUUAUGUAAAAUACAGUGGUAAUAGUUCUUAUUGCCUAAUCAUUUGCAUGUACCUUAAAAUUCUUCACAAAUUUCUUGGCUGUGUCACUCUUCUCUCACAUAGUCUCCCAGAAUUAUUAGAUAACUAACUAAAGAAAUCAAAUUUAAUGCUCUGAUGGGCAAAGUAGGAGGUUGCGUCUUUGGUAAUGUUACAUCUCCUUAGGCAAUCCUUUACUUUAAAUAUGGUUGCCAGUUGCUGUCAAGUUGGCUCUGACUCAAGGCGACCCCAUGUACAGCAGAACUAAACAUUGCCUAGUACUGCGCCGUUUUCCCGACCAUUGGCAUGCUCGAAUCCAAUGUGACUUCUGUGUUUGAGUGCCUUCCAACCUAGGAGGCUUAUCUUCUAGCUCUGUAUUGGACUAUAUUCUGUUGUGAUCCAAAGGGUAUUUAUUGACUUAUUUUCAGAAGUGGAUUGUCAGGCCUUUCCUUCUAGUCUGAGUCUGGAAGCUUUGCUGUAACCUGUCCACUAUCGGUGACCUUGCUGGUAUUUGAAAUACGGAUGGCUUAGCUACCAGCAUUGUAACAACACACAAGUCACAAUAGUACCACAAACUGAUAGAUGAGUGGUGGUUACCUUAAAUGCUAAACAGAUUUUCUACCAUCAGCAGUCACCUUAUUAAAUAUAUCACUGCCCAGAAACUAGAAUACAAAGCUAGAAUCAAACAAGAGAGCACACUCCAUUUCUGAUUCUUGAGUAAUUGCUUCUUGCCUAUUUAAACCCAUCCUUAUACUUUUUUUUUUUUAUACUUUGGCCUAUAAUGCUUGUCUGUUUUGCAAAAGAUGAGGAUUUAUAUUGUUAAACAAUCAAAUGGUAUGAUUCCUCAUACUUUCACGAGGAAAAGUAUUAUCAUCUAACUUGUACAGAUUCUAAAUUGAGAAGGAGGCUGUGUAGCAUUGUAAAUAAUACCAUUGGCUUUGGUAUCAGAAAAAACGUGAGUUUGAAUUUCAGCUGUGCAUAUGUGAGCUAAAAAUAUGAAUUUAGGAAGACUACUUAAUCUCUUGAAUCCUCAUUUAUUUCACUUCAAAAUGGGGAUAAUAUUGCUACCUGUAUCAUCUGCCUGCUGUAAAUCAAAUAAAAAAGAAAAUCAAAUAGAAGAUACUUAAUAAAUAUUUGUGAAUUAACUGAAAGUCGUAUGGAUAAAAUGAGAUAACACAUGUAAAGCAUUUAGCACAGUUCUGGUCACAUGGUAAAUACUCAAAAAAUGCAUAGUUGUAUGAUUUUGCUGGAAGAGAUUUAUAAAAAUACAAUUCACAUUUCUCAACACUGUGGUUAAGGACAUCAUGUGUAUGCUUUAUUGCUGGUAGUUUAAAAUAGCAUACUCUACAUCACUAGUGAAAAUUGAUUGGGUUAUAGUUGGUUUUAUUAUUUGGGGAUUUUGUUCCUAUUUAUUAUAAUUUAAUACCCUCAGUGUUUGCUAAACUGUGACAGGGUAUAAAAAACAGUAAUUGCUCUUGUGAAGUUUCCAUUUAUGAGAAAUAAGAUUGGUGGGAAAAAAAACCAGUUGCUGAGGUUAUUUGAUAUUUGUUUAGGUUGGAUAAAGUAUUUGUCCUCCUACUCCUCUAUAUCAGUAAAUGGCCAACCUAAGUAGUCCUUAUAGUAAGAGUCUCCAAAAUACAUUUUCAGGGAAAAAAGGAAAAAAUUAUUUGUGAGGCCAUAGGUGGGCGAUUGCUGUGAGAGUAAAGUUUCCCACCCUGUACUCUAAAGGUGCUGAGAAUACAAAGUACCAGUAAAAAAAAGGGAAAACAACUCGUGAAAGGUAGGUCGACUGUUCACACUUAGAAUGAGCUGGUGAUUUUCCCUUUUACAACACCACAAAAGUAGAGAUUAUCAGAACUGGAUUCCUCUAAUUCCCGCUCUCUCGCUUUCAUUUCAGCAUUUGUUAGUCUCUUCUGUUAUCUCUACUUUGUUCUCCUGUGUCUCAGUGGAAAGCUUAUCCUUGUAUGCUUUCUGCCUAUAUUUUCCAGGACUUAGUUCCAUCAAUUUUGCUUACCCCCUUCUGUCUUUAACCCCUUCUCCUCUGGCAUCUUUCCCUCGGUCUACAAACAUGUUCAAAAGUGCUCAUUCUAAAACGAAAUGAUAGUGACUACCCGUUGAUUCUGUUUUCCUUUCCAAAAUACCACCCAUCUUCCUGUUUUCUCUCAUAACCUGAUUUCUUAAAGUCUACAUUUGCAACUACUCACCUGCCUUUCAUCCAUCCAAUUCUAGUGUAGUACUCUAUAGAAACUGUUUUUUAAGGGUCAAUAGGGACCUCUUCAUUGUCAGACCCAAUAGCCUAAUCUCCAUCUUGACUUAGUUUAUCUCUCUGCAGCAUUUGAUAAUGUUGAUGUGCCCUUCCAUUAAAAAAUCUUUUCUUCAUUGCAUUCAACAAAAUCACUCCUUUCUGUAGUUUACCCCUCUAAUGCUCUGAUUCCUUCACUGGUUCCUUUUUCUCUACCCCAUCAGACCAAGACAUGAUUCAUGUGAAUUGUUCACAAAAUAUGGGCUGUCCCAGGUAUGUGCAUUUAGUGAGGGCAGUGCUGUGAAAUCACUCCAUGACCUUCCAAGACCGGAGAUACAAAGAAACAGAGACUGGAGAAUUCCUGGAUGAAAUUAGUGUGUGUGUGUGUUUAUUUAUUAUCAUGUAGGUAUUAGACCAGGAAGGAUCAAGGAGUUAAAAUUGACAUCAAAUGAAGUAAAGUAUGUACUGACAUACUUUACUUAGAAAUGACAUAUUGCAUUGGGCAAAUCUACUGCAAAAGAUCUUUUUAAAGUGUUAAAAAAGCAAAUAUGUCACUUUGAGGACUAAGGUGCACCUGACCCAAGCCAUGAGGAUUUUCAGUCACCUCAUUUGCAUGCAAAAGCUGGACAAUGGAUAAGGAAGACCAAAGAAGAAUUGACGCCUUUGAAUUUUGGUAUUGGCAAAGAAUAUUGAAUAUACCACAGACUGCCAGAAGAACAAGCAAACCUGUCUUUGAAGAAGUACAGCCAGAAUGCUUCUUAGAAGUAAGGAUGGCAAGACUCAUCUUACAUGCUUUGAACAUGUUAUCAGAAGGUACCAGUUCCUGGAGAAGGACAUCACGCUUGGUAAAGUAGAGAAUCAGCACUAAAGAGGAAGACCCUCAAGGAAAGGGAUUGACACAGCGGCUGCAAAAUGGGCUCAAACAUAGCAAUGAUUUUGAGGAUGGUGCAGGACUGGGCAGUGUUUUACUCUUUUUUUUUUUUUUCACAUAGAGUCACUAAGAGUCAGAACUGACUUGAUGGCACCUGACAAUGACAUGUACUAACCAGGACUUCAGCCUUGGCAAUGGCAGGCAAGAUAAUUUGUAUCAACCAUCCCACUAAAAACAAUUAGAAAACCUGGACAAAACAUUUUUUCAAGCAGUUUGUAUGAAAGCAUCAGAGAGCUAAUAAGUCAAUGAAAUAUAUCCCAGAGAAGAAAGAAACCCAAAGAGGUUAGCCCAAUGUUUGGAGUAGGAAAUUGUCAAUUCCAGAAGAGACAGCUGAGAGGCGGAGAAACAGAGGAACUAGUCUUUUUGAAAAUACAGGAGAGCUUGAAGUAGACUGGACCUUGAAGAACUGAGGCUCAGUUUGAAAUCAUCUUUCUUCUUGAAAUUGGAUUAACUUGACCCUGGAUUGGUAGAAUCCCUAACUGCCUGUCAAAAGCAAUUGUAAUCCUUUUUGGGGGGAGGGAGUCGUAUCUUUAAAAUUAUUUCUAUAAUUUUUCAUAUUUAGGAUUCAGCACUGAAUCAGAAAUGAUCAAUCAUAAAGAGAAAAGACAUGAUUUUUAAAAAAGGAAGAGAAAUACAGAUAAUAAAAAAGAUCCUUGGGGGAUUCAGACACAUGUUGUGAAUAUGGUCAAGGAAAUAACAAGAACUGGAAGCUGAAAAUAAUAAAUGUUGGAAGUGAAAAAUAUAGCACCCAAACUUAACUCAUUGAAUGAAUUUAAGAGCAGAUUAGACAUAAAAAGCUAACAAUAAAUAAUGAGCUGGAAUGUCAGAGGAAAUAUCCAAAAUGAAGCAUGGUGAGACAAAAAGAUGGAAAUUACAAAAUAAAAAGAGAGAAAGAGCAUAAUAGAUAGUUUCAUAUGUACUUGGAAUCCCAGAAGGAGAGAAGAGAAAAAUUCAGGCAUAAGCCAUAUUUAGGGAAAGAAUGGGUGAGAACUUUCCAAAACUGAUGAAAGAAAUCAAGCUAUAGGUUUCCAGAAGCCCUAAAACUUUCUAGGAAGAAGAUACUAAAACCAACUAGAAACUGAAGUAAAAGAAAUCUUUAAAAAUGGUAUCCCUUGAGUUUAAAAGCAACAGGCAUUCUCAAGGAAUAUAGCUCACAUGAGCCAUUCUAAUGGGGGCGGGGCGGGGGUGGUGCUGCUUGAUGGUGAAUCCAGCAAAGCAACAUAUGAAAAACAAAAGCAAAACAAACAGAGCAGUUUGGUAAAAGGUACUGUGAUAACCUUGGAAUUCAUGUAAAUAUAGAACUAAGAAUAAACAUUCAUGGAAAUUAUGGUUACAGAACAGAAUACAAACAUAAGUCUUGAAAAUGUAAAAACAGAUCUUCUCAAAUUAUGAGGUUAAGGGGACAGGAGAUAGGGAAUUAUAAGUACACUAAUUUCCUCAUUUCUAUAGCAAGGAAUAAGUACUGUCGAUACUUGAAACGUGCAGUUUAAGAAGUGAUUCCAAUCACACCUCACAUCAUAUACAAAUAUUAACUCAAAAUGGAUCAAUGACCCAAAAUAUUAACUGAAACCAUUAAACGCUUAGAAGAAAUACAGUAGUAAAAUGUUGGGGCCAAGUUUUUCACAAUGGAUUCUUAGAUGUGACACUAAAAGCACAAAAGGAACAAAAACCAAAAUAGAUCAUAUGGACUUCAUCAAAAUUGAAAACUUGUGCAUCAAAGGACUUAAGAAAGUUAAGAGAAAACUGAAUGGAAAUAUUAUAGUCCUAUAGAAUGGGAGAAAAUAUUUGGUAACCGUCUAUCAGAUAAAGGUUUAACAUUCAGAAUACAUAAAGAACUAUAACUCAACAACCAAAAGACAAACAACCCAAUUAAAAAAUUGGCAAAGAACUUGAAUAGGCAUUUCUCCGAAGAUAUACAAAUGGCAAACAAGCACAAAAGAAGAUCCUCAAUGUCAGUAGUCAUUAGAGAAAUGAAAUUAAAAGAAAAAACACAAACAAUGAGAUACCAUUUCACAUGUACUAGGGUGGCAAUUAUCAGAAAAGUAACAAGUAUUGUCAAGGAUGUAGAGAAAUUAGAACCCUAGUACAUUGCUGGUGAGAAUGUAAAAUGAUGCAGCCACUUUCGUAUUGAAUUACCACAUGACCCAGAAAUUUCACUCCCAGGUAGAUAUCCACAAGAAUUGAAAGCAACUCUAAUAGACACGUAUACACCAGUGUUCAUUGCAGCAUUAUUCACAAUAGCUAAAAGAUGGAAACAGAUGAAUAGAUAAAUAAAACAUGGUAUAUACAUACAAAUGAGUACAGAUAGUCACCAACUUACAAUGUAUUCAAGUUACAACAAAUCGUACUUACAACCAUCCUUUUUUUGUACAUCUUAUCAUUAGUAAUAUAGUAAUACGUACUAUGUACAGUGUUGUAAUAGUACAUAUAGUACAAAGUGCAUAAUUUGCUGAUGUUAACAUUCUCAUGCCAACCCUCAGACAAAUAAAGAUUGGAUUUAUAAAGAUAAAAAAAAACCAUACUGAUAACUUAAAAAAAAAAAAAAAGAGCUAUUGGACUUAUGGCAGAACCAACUCACGAUGGAGUCGUCAGAAGGGAACCCUGUCAUAAUUCAGGGACUACCUGUAUUGUUCAGCUAUAAAGAGAAAUGAAGUUCUGAUACAUGCCACCACAUGGAUGAACCUUGAAAACAUUAUGCUAAGUGAAAUGAAACAGACAUAAAAGUGCAAAUAUUGUAUUAUCUCACGUCUAUGAAAUAUCUAGAAUAAGUGGAUUCAUAGGGACAAAAGUUUAUUAAUGGUUACCAGGGGUUGGGAGGAGGGUUGAAUGGAGAGUAUAAAAAAAUAUGUUACUCAAACUUAACCUACGUUGAUGUGACAUAUCUUCGUCCUUAGUCUUCCUAACCAUAUUUGAUAACAUACACCUGAAAGAGACUACCCAAUUCAGAGAACUUUAACUUCAAGGAUGGCAAAUAUCUUACAUUCCUAUUCAGUGCUGAUUUGUUUGGUAAGAAAAAGAGAAUAUGUCCUCUUCCAGAUUUACAUAUAUUCUUUAUGAUUCUGCUUUUCACUUUUGAAUGGUACCAUACUUAACUUCUUCUGAAUCUAUAGAAUUAUUGUCUUCACAUAGUAACCCCUUUAAUCAUGAAGCAAACCGUAUUUAAGAGCCAACCAGAUAAUUUUCCCAUUUCCUUUUAUGUACAUAUCUAUUUUCCAUGGGGAAGGGGAGGCUUCAGGGAGAAGGAAAAAAGAAAGAAAACCUGUAGUGAAUGUGAAAUGUUGGACCUAUCUAGUUGUUGUAGAAUCUACCAUUGUUCCUUUGAAGAAAUUCAGCAUUUGCCUUACAACCAGAGAAUAAACAUCAGCUUCUAGAGAAAGCUAUUGAAUUUCAAAAUCCCUUUGAAAUGUCACGUUAACCUGUUUAACUUUCAGUCAGUUCUUUAAAGCAUCAAGCAUUUCUUGAUGACUCCCAGAUCUAAAACUGCUUAUAUUUCUCCGACUUAAAAGUUUGUUUCCCUCAGUAGCAAACGAACUGUGGUGAAUGCAUCGUGCUGUUCAGGCCUGGGAGAAGUAUAUCGCAGCUGCAGUCUAUGUGUAGUCUUUCUGCAGGUUAGUUCAAUUUGUGAACAUUGAACAGGGUCAAAUGUUAAAUGUGGUCGAUUUGGCUAAAACUAGAGCGCUCUAGCCUUUUAUUUAACCCUCCAUUAAAUUUUAAUCUAUAAAGCUGUAUUUGUUACAUAGGGUAUCUUUUAUUUUGAGAUGUGUAGAGAUCAGGCAACAAUUAUUAAUUCAUUAUUUUGUUCACUCAACAUUUAUUGUCUAUUUGCUAAGAACUGGAGAUAAAAGGAGCCCUGGUGGCACUGCACAGUAGUUAAGUGCUCGGCUGCUAACCAAAAGGUUAGCAAUUUGAAUCCACCAGCUGCUCCAUGGAAGAAAGAUGUGGCAGUCUGCUUCUGUAAAAGAUUUACAGCCCUGGAAACCCUAUGGGGCAGUUCUACUCUGUCCUAUAGGGCCGCUAUGAGUCUGAAUUGACCUGAUGGCAAUGGAUUUGGUUUUGGUUUGGGAGUUAACAGAGUUAAAAAAAAAAAAAAAAACAAAGUAUGUCCCUUCUCCUUGAAGAGCUCACAUUACAGUAUAAAGUGGGACAGAGAUGUGUAAAUUUUUAAAAACUAGAAGAGGGUAAAUUCUGUAAAAGCAGUUACAAAGUGCUAUGGCAGCAUAACCAGAGCCCUGGUGGCACAGUGAUUAAGAGCUCAGCUGCUAACCAAAAUGUCAGCAGUUUGAAUCCACCAGUCACUCCUUGGAAACCCUAUGGGGUAGUUCUACUCUGUCCUAUUGUGUCGCUGUGAGUUGAAAUUGACUCAGAAGCAACAGGUAGGGUUUUAUGGGAACACAAAUGAAUUUUUUUCUUCCAGGCAGAACUGGAUUGAUAAUUUUUAUCUCUAAAGCUAAAUUCCUCUCAAGAUGAAUCACGAAAAUACUCCUGAGAUACAAAGAUAAGUGGCCUUGCCUUAUAAUUCCAUUGGUAGCCUUCAUGUCUACACUUAUUCAUUGAGUUAUUUUUGUUCUCUGGUCUUCAGGUACUUUGACUCCUGUGACAUAAUUUUCUCAAAACACUCCACAAACUCCGUUUAGAUUUCAAUGUCAUGUGUAUGCAUGUGUUCAUCUUAUUAAGAACACAAAUAUUCAUAGUCAUGGAUGACCACCUAGCAGUUAUUGUGAAAUAACAACCUGUCUGUAGGAGCCAUUUGAUCCUAGAUUAGGAUCCUUAAUAUUUUUGGAGCCAUGAUCCUCUUUGAAAUCUGAUUAAAAUUACAGACUCCCUAAAGAAAAAGGCACAUAUACAAAAUAUUUUGCAUACAAUAGCAAAGGGCUCUUGAA